This is a messenger RNA of Toxotes jaculatrix (banded archerfish), 1134 nucleotides long. RefSeq lists its product as uncharacterized. The coding region runs from base 58 to 867 and encodes 269 amino acids. The transcript is spliced from 4 exons. Lineage: Eukaryota; Metazoa; Chordata; Actinopteri; Toxotidae. The record is from RefSeq and is a predicted model, not a curated record.
AGGAUAGAGAUAAGAGGAAAAAGGGGAAGAAAAGUUCCUGUGCUUUUAACGCCAGGAAUGCAGAAAGCAUUGGAUCUGCUUGUCAGCAAACGGCAGGAGUGUGGAGUUCCUCAUGAGAACACAUACUUAUUUGCAAGACCAUCAGCCUUCACCUGCUACCGUGGUUCAGAUUGCCUUCGACACUUUGCCAAGGUCUGUGGUGCAAAAAGUCCUGAAAGCCUCACUUCUACAAAACUACGCAAACAAACAGGAACUUUGUCUCAAGUUCUUAACCUCAGUAACACAGAACUGGAUCAGUUAGCUGAUUUUCUUGGCCAUGAUAUAAGAGUGCAUCGGCAGUUCUACAGACUUCCUGAGGGCACUCUCCAACUUGCUAAAGUUAGCAAAGUUCUCAUGGCUCUGGAAAAGGGACGUCUGGCAGAAUUCAAGGGCAAGACCCUUGAUGACAUCAGCAUUGAUCCUGAGGAGAAUGUUCACCUCGACAGCGACACUGAAGAUGUGUGUGAGUCAGGCUCACAAGAAAGUCAGAUCACAUCCAGUCAGAGAGAAGAGAAUGAGCCCACAAUGUCAGAUGUGAGCUAUAUUGAUGAAGCACCACAGCAAGGCACCACGACCCCUCCAGGACCAUGCCACGGCCAAUCACCAAAAAGAGGUCGCCAGCCUUUCAAGAGAAGAAUGUGGGAGAAAGCGGAAAUCGUUGCUGUGGAAAAGCACAUGAUGUCGUUCAUCACAACAUGUCGAGUUCCUGGGAAAAGCGAUUGCGAUAAGUGCCUUAAAGCAGAAAAAGUAGCCCUUAAAGACAGAAACUGGUUGGCUGUUAAGUUCUAUGUUAAGAAUCGAAUCACAGCUCUCAAGAACAAAGUUUAAGGUUUUGAUUUAAAAUAUGCUGACAUCUGUUAAUCUUGUUGUCACUACACGUUAAAUUCUAUCUUUACAGUACUUCGUGCUUAACAAAACAACAUUCAGUUUCAGUUUAGAGUUUCUGCUAUAUUGGACUCAUUUUGUUUAAGUUUAGUUUGUUCUAAGUUUGUUUACUAUAUUCUGUUAUCUCAUGUCAUAACUCAUCUCUUCUAAUCUUAUUUCAUGUUUACAAGCUAAAAAACACAUUGUGGCACUAUUAUUAUUAAUUAGAAU